AGUUCACGGUAGUUACAGAUAGUAACCCGCUCACAUACAUAUUGACUUCUGCUAAAUUAGAUGCCACGAGUUACAGGUGGCUUGCGGCUUUGUCUAACUACAACUUUAAGUUACAGUACAGAGCGGGCAAACAAAACCUAGACGCUGAUGGGUUGUCUAGACGUCCCCAUGGUGAACUUGUGAAUGAUGCCCAGUCCAGAAAAGAGCAGGAGCGCGUGAGCCGGUUUGUGGAGAGUCACUUGGCUGACGUUAACACCACAGAGCAUAUAGACAGCAAUGUUGUCCAAGCGAUUUGUCAGUCACAAAUAGUGAAAGUCAGAGAUGAGAGUCAGGAUAGUGGUAUUACACUUGUAGAGUCACUUACCGUCUCGGCUGAUGCAAUUCCAGACAUCUAUGUUUCAGAGGAACACAACAGCUUGCCAACUAUUCCUGCUUUGUCCCAGUCAGAAUUGAGGGAGAAACAAAGAGCAGACUAAACAAUCCAGAAAGUUAUUGAACAACUGGAAAAUGGUCAGAGACCUCCACCGUCUGCUAGAAAGGAACUCCCAGAACUUCCUCUUUUGCUUAGGGAACUUAAUCGGUUGGAGAUUCACAAUAAAGUGUUGUACAGAAAAAGACAGGAAGGAGGCCACAUUACCCACCAGCUCAUUCUUCCAGAGGAGCUCAGAGCCCCCGUGCUUCAAAGUUUGCAUGAUGAUAUGGGCCACUUAGGUAUAGACAGAACCCUUGACCUGGUCCGAACACGUUUUUACUGGCCACGGAUGGCAACAGACAUUGAGCAAAAAGUAAAAACUUGUGACCGUUGCAUACGCCGAAAGACUCCUCCUGAGAAAGCAGCUAGCCUUGUCAACAUAGCCACUACUCACCCCUUAGAGCUAGUCUGCAUGGACUUUCUCAGUUUGGAACCAGACAGCAGUAAUACUAGCAACAUCCUAGUAAUGACUGAUCAUUUUACUAAAUUUGCCCUGGCAUUUCCCACUCCUGAUCAAAAGUCAAAAACUGUCGCCAAGUGCCUGUGGGACCAAUUCAUCGUCCACUAUGGCAUACCUGAGCGUCUGCACAGUGAUCAGGGUCCUGAGUUUGAGGUAAAACUAAUAAAAGACCUCUGCGAAAUAUCUGGCAUAAAGAAAAUCAGAACCACCCCUUACCACCCUCGGGGUAACCCCACCGAAAGAUUUAAUCAAACACUACUGAGCAUGUUGGGAACGCUGGAAUCCAAGCAGAAGUCCCACUGGAAGGACUAUGUUAUGCCUUUAGUGCAAGCGUACAACUGUACACGCAAUGAUGUCACAGGGUUUUGCCCUUACGAGUUAAUGUUUGGGAGAAAACCUAGACUGGCAGUUGAUCUAGCGUUCGGACUUCCUCUCAACAAGGACCAGAAAGUAACUCAUGUACAGUAUGUAGAAAGUCUCAAGAAGCGCAUUGAGGAAAGCUAUAAGUUAGCUUCUCAAAAUGCUCAAAAAGUGGCACACAAAAACAAGACCAGGUUUGACAAAAAAAUUACAGUUUCUGAACUUGAACCUGGGGAUAGGGUCUUAGUAAGAAACGUGCGGCUGCGUGGUAAGAAUAAGCUUGCCGAUAAAUGGGAGGCAGACAUCCACGUAGUGGUCAAACGUGCAGGUGACUUACCCGUUUAUACCGUUAGACCUGAGUCAAAACAAGGUCCCUCACGAACCUUACAUAGAGACCUUUUGCUUCCAUGCAGUUUCCUCCCUGUGUCCACAGAAAACUUACCUGAGCCAGUGCAGAUUCGCAGUCCUAAGACACGGCACACUACUGCUACAGAAAGCAAUGAUCAUGAAGAGUUAACUGAACCUAACAAUGAGUUUUUCAUUCAAUGGGUUGAGGAAUCCCCAUCUGAAGAAGUUGCCAGAUUUACUGUUGUACAUGAAUGUGGAAAAGCUCGACAACCGGACAUGACAAACCUACCUGAUUGUGACGUACUUGAACCUAAUAGUAAUGUGGAACCUGGAAUGGAGGGAAGUGUGUGUGAAGAUGAAAAUACUGAAAAUGAUAAACCUGUGGAAAACAAACUGGAUGAUGACAAGACUGAAAAUGAUAAACCUGUGGAAAACAAACUGGAUGAUGACAAGACUGAAAAUGAUAAACCUGUGGAAAACAAACUGGAUGAUGACAAGACUGAAAAUGAACCUGUGGAAAAUGAGAUUGUAACAAUUCAAGAAAGAUUUUGUGAGGAUUCAGUCGAAGAACAGGAAAACCAGUCAACUUAUUCACCUGAUGCGACUGACCAAAUUGAUCCCGUCACCACUCAACCUGUGAGACGAUCAGAAAGAAUCAGGCAACCUUCAAAGAGACUUGAGUAUUCCGAUUUAGGAAACCCUCUUGUGACUGUGGUUACAUCACUUUUUCAGGGUUUGAGUACCGCCUUCUCAGAGUCUCUUACCAAAAAGGAUGAACUGUAUUGGAUGCACAUGCAACGAGACGUGCAUGAUAUUUAAUGGGGGAGGGUGUAACCAAGUAGAGAAAACGACUUUUCUCUUCCUACUAUUUGUAAAAUAAUUUAGUUUUAAUUUGAAAAAACGUUUAUUUUGAAAGGAGGAAAUGUAAUUUUCACUCCGUCGCUUUACUUCCUGUUUUCACGAACACGUUGCGGUCUUUUUGCACUCUUGAACACGAGCUAGAGAGUCUGUGAGACUAGGUCUCUUGCGGUGCUCUUGCUGAAACCUCUUCUUGGUGAGUUUUCUGCAAGAUAAUGGUUGUAAACAAAUGUUAGCUCUGUUCAAAUACUAAUUGGAGAUGUUAAUUGUGUUAAGUGGAAAGGAAUACGAGCUAGAGAGGCUGUGUGACUAGGUCCCUUGCGGUGCUCGUGCUGAAACCUCAACUUGGCUAGGUUUUUUCCUGAUGGUUAAGAAAGCUGCGAAUCGGAUUCCUGGAUACCUGAUGUUCUCCGGAAGGGGAUGGCGAGCCUGUACCCAGAACUGAACCGAACUCUCAUCUGAAGAUCCCUCUUCAGAAGAUCCUCAUCCUCACGUGUUAACAAAGUGGUAACAACUCACACUGACGGAGAGGAAAAGAACUAAACUAUAAAAGGCCUU
Messenger RNA from Cyprinodon tularosa, 3056 nucleotides. RefSeq lists its product as uncharacterized. NCBI's taxonomy places the organism in Eukaryota, Metazoa, Chordata, Actinopteri, Cyprinodontiformes, Cyprinodontidae. Gene Ontology annotation, molecular function: nucleic acid binding. The coding region runs from base 699 to 2459 and encodes 586 amino acids. The record is from RefSeq and is a predicted model, not a curated record. The transcript is spliced from 2 exons. Gene Ontology annotation, biological process: DNA integration.